This is a messenger RNA of Anthostomella pinea, 1056 nucleotides long. The record is from the annotation of a GenBank genome assembly. NCBI's taxonomy places the organism in Eukaryota, Fungi, Ascomycota, Sordariomycetes, Xylariales, Xylariaceae.
AUGACUUCGUCGGUUGUUGAGCCGGUGAUAGUGCCAAAGGACCAGGAUAUCGAACUGGACGAGAACGUUCUCAAAGUAAUUCCGAAUGCCGCACUCGCCGCCGAAAUCCGUGCGACCCUCCACGGAGCAAGCUCGUGGGACGAAAACAGCUUGCAUACGCGUGAGGUUUCGGAACGGGAACGAAACCAAGUACUUCCUCAAGACAGCCACGGGGGAGAGAGGUCGCGGGAUAGUGCAAGGGGAAUUCGAGUCGAUCAAGUCAUCCACACCACGAUUCCGGGGUUCGCACCGGAACCAAUUGCUUGGGGCUCCUUCAGGGGGGCUGAAGACCAUCACUUCUUCUUGAGCUCCUUCCACGAGAUGAAAGACGAGGUUUCAGAGAUAGAGGCUUUCGUCCGCUGCCUUGCAAGCCUACACAUGAACGCGCUCUCUCCUAACGGGAAGUACGGGUUUCAUGUCACCACAUACAACGGGAAUAUACCGCAGGAUGUCCGCUGGACCGAUACUUGGGAGGAGUGUUUCCUGAACGGAACGAAGCAAGACUUCGAGCUUGAGCGAGAAGCUAGAGGCCCAAGCGACGAGUUGGAUCAGCUGAGAACGCCGCUGCUCGAGAAGGUUAUUCCCCGCUUGCUACGCCCGCUCGAGUCUGGCGGCCGGCACGUGAAGCCAUCGUUCCUCCACGGUGACUUAUGGUACGGGAACAGGGCCAGCCGAUGGUCUUCGAUUCUGCCGGAUUCUACGUGCACAACGAGUGUACAGAUCAGGAAUAAGACGACAGUCGACAUCAAGGCAAUGAGGAAAGCUCGUUAUAGAUUCGGCCGCGAUUACAUGAAAGCAUACCAAGCGCACUUCCCCAUAUCCAAGCCCAUCGACGACCUGGAAGCUCGGUUGGCCCUCUAUUCCCUCAGGAGCUAUCUCCACGAGAGUACACUAUAUGUGGACGAUCCGAGGCCUCGGGAAGCCCUUAUCCGGGAAACCAAAAAACUCGUCCAGGCAUUCCCCGAUGGCCUGAAUGGUUACGACCUCGAGCUGGGCCAAUCGAUACAUGUGCAGUAG